GCAUAAGCAAGUCUCUAUUCCAAGAAGACUUUGUCAACCCGUCGCAGCUCUGGGAUUUUCUUUUUCCUGUUAAGAGAAUUGGACAGGCUGAUGUGAUUCAGAGAGUGCUGAGACACAGGGACUUCUCUGAACACAUCUGUGAGAGAUUUGGAGUGUAUGCCUUGACGAGUUGAUCCUGGAGUUCAUGGUGGGCUCUCCUCCUCACGUCUUGCCUCUGGUUACAUUUUCCUGGACAAGAUGUACGAACGCCACAAGAGGCGAUACAGCCUGUGUGACAUUUCCAAGGUGGACAGGACUGUAGAUGUUGUGUUGUUAAAGAUAAACCGUGAAAGUUGGUGUUCGUUAGAGCCAUGUCCUGAUUCUUCACUGCUGGAGCCCAGGCGGACCCGGGAGUCUCCAGAAUGUGAAAGCUUCCUGGAGGAUGGGCUGAGCAGCGUCUGUGCCUCGUCACGGGGAGUCCUUAAAAGAGAGUCCGGGAGCGAGUCUGAGCUCUUCCCCUUGCCUGGUGAUGGGAUGGAAGACAUUGUCUUUGGAAAGCAGCCUGAAGAGGAGCAGUCAGCAUGUGAUGUCACCAGCUCCAGUUCCUCUGCCGAUGACACCAUGUCCUUGGAAAGAAACUCGUCCCUGGGCAGCGACACUUCCCUUCCCUUCCCACCAACGCUGAAUUUCAUCAGGCCCAAGGACAGGUACAGUUUGGAUGGAAGCUGCAUUAACAUGGUGGCCGCAGAGGGAAGAGAGGGUGAACCCACUGGCUCAGGAGAGAUGGAAGAAGAACUGGAUAGUAUAACAGAUGUGCCUACGCAUUCCUCCGUCUUAAGAAGCUCCAUGCGACCACUGUCACCUUUCCGUCGGCAUAGUUGGGGGCCAGGGAAGAAUGCCACCAAUGAAGCAGAAAUAAAUCAGAGGAGUUCAAUGCGAGUUCUGGGGGAUGGUAUAAAGAAGCCUCCCAUUCAUAGGAGAAGUUUGAGCUGGUGUCCCUCUGGCGUACAGUUCAUUGCCAUGGGUCCUGACUUUAAUUGUAGAAGUUACAGCCUAGAAGGCCUCGCUGGAGACCCUAGUGAGAACAAGAAGCCCUCAGCAAGCCUGGAGGCUGCUUCUCUGAGCUCCAAGGACCUCCGACGAAGUCCGCUCGCCAGCGAUGAGUGUGGGUCCCUGGUCUCGCUCACUGAGGAACUGGAGCAGGGGGAAAUCAGAGAUUACGAUCACCAGAUGCAUCAAGGAGCACAGCCACAAGGAUUUCAUUUCUGUGCUGCUGCCGUUUCUUCUCCACUGACCAAAUCUAUGUCUCUAAUGGCAAUUAGUAAACCAGUGCUGGACACCCCGGGACGGACUCGACCAUCCAGACGAAUCUCCUUCUCCUUCAGCAUCUCUCCGCUCAUUCCUAAGUCUAAAACUCUCUUUUCUAUUGGCUCUUCUUCCAGUGAUGAGGAGGAGGAGUUGGAUACUACCCGAUCUUUCGGCGGCCCCAGCAGCUCCUCAGUUCACAGCAUAUCUGAAGAGAACACCAGUGUCCCCUCUGGCAAAGGAACAAAAGUCAGUCGCACCUUCAGCUACCUCAGGAAUAAAAUGUCCAGCAGCAAGAAGAGCAAACAGGAAAAAGAGAAAGAGAAAGAGAAGAUUAAAGAGAAAGACAAGGAGUCCAAGGAGAAGGAAAAAGACAAAAAGCUGCUGAAUGGACAUCACUUCACUGCAACCUCUGUUGCAGCCCAAGCAACCUGUUACCACUGUAUGAAACCUUUCAAUAAGGAUUCGUACCACUGUUCAAGCUGCAAUGCAAUUGUUCACAAAGGCUGUAAGGAGAGUUUUGCCUCUUGUGCAAAGGUCAAAAUGAAGUCACAGAAAGGAAUGCUGCAGGCACAUGAUACCUCUUCAUUACCCACAGUAACCAUGAGAAACAAAAACUCACAACCUAAGGAGCGCCCACGCUCUGCAAUACUUGCUCCUGAUGAAAACACCGUAACCUCGAUAUUCAAUAACAGGAGAUCACAACAGACUACAGCACUUUCAAAGAGCGUCUCCAUACAGAACAUUGCAGGAGUUGGCAAUGAUGACAGCUUAAUACAUAGCUGGAAAUUCCUGUCGCAGUCUACAGACUCUUUACAUAAAAUCAGCCGGGUGAAUGAAUCCAUGGAGUCACUAAUUGAUGAGGGUGCAGACAUGAAUGAAGGACAGCUGAUGGGAGACUUUGAACUAGAUUCAAAGCAGCUGGAGGCAGAAUCCUGGAGCCAAGUAGUGGACAGCAAGUUUCUACGACAGCAGAAGAAAGAUACUGUCAAACGACAAGAUGUCAUUUAUGAACUAAUGCAGACAGAAAUGCAUCAUGUCCGCACCCUGAAGAUCAUGAGUGAUGUAUACAGUGCGGGGAUGACAAAGGAGCUGCAGUAUGAUCAACAAGUAGUGGAUAAGAUCUUCCCCUGCCUGGAAAAAUUGCUGUCCAUCCACAAUCAAUUUUUCAUGCGGAUUCUGGAAAGGAAGAAGGAGUCUUUGGCAGACAAAAGUGAGAAGAACUUUGUUAUCAAGAGGAUAGGUGACAUCCUGGUGAACCAGUUCUCUGGUGAAAAUGCUGAGAGAAUGAAGAAAACAUACGGCAAGUUCUGCGGGCAUCACAAUGAGGCUGUAAAUAACUUCAAAGAUCUGUACUCAAAGGACAAGCGGUUUCAGGCGUUUGUGAAGAAAAAAAUGAGCAGCUCAGUGGUGAGACGUCUUGGGAUUCCUGAGUGUAUCUUGCUGGUAACACAGAGAAUCACAAAGUACCCGGUCUUGUUACAAAGGAUACUGCAGUACACCAAAGAAAAUGAAGUGGAACAUCAAGACUUGACUCAGUCAUUAAACCUCGUUAAAGAUGUGAUUGCUGCAGUCAAUAGCAAAGUCAGCAAUUAUGAAAAGAAAAUGCGUCUUGAUGAGAUUUACAACCGGACAGAUAGCAAGUCCAUCAUGAGGAUGAAGAGUGGCCAGAUGUUUGCAAAAGAGGAUUUGCGGCAUCGAAAGCUGAUCCGAGAUGGGCCUGUUUCACUGAAAAAUGCAGCUGGCCGGUUGAAAGAAGUCCAGGCUGUUCUCCUCUCUGACAUGCUCGUAUUCCUUCAGGAGAAGGACCAGAAGUAUGUCUUUGCCUCACUGGACCAGAAAUCCACUGUGAUCUCCCUGAAGAAGCUGAUUGUACGAGAAGUGGCUCAUGAAGAGAAGGGUUUGUUCCUGAUCAGCGUGGGUGCCAAAGAUCCUGAGAUGGUAGAAGUCCAUGCCAGCUCCAAAGAAGAGCGUAGCAGCUGGAUACAGAUCAUUCAAGACACAAUAAACACCAUGGAUAAGGAUGAAGAUGAAGGAGUCCCUAGUGAGUCUGAAUUGGAAAAGAGAGUGUCAGACACAAAAGUGAGAGAAUUGAAAGAGCAACUUCAGCAGAAGGAUAAGCAGAUCCUCAUCUUGCUGGAGGAAAAGGAGAAGAUUUUCAGGGACAUGGCAGACUGCUCUGUGCAAGACGACCUGCCAGGCUCCAGAGUGCUGUUCAGAGCCAAUACAGAGGAGGCACCAAAAGGAGAAGCCCUUAUGAAAAGUGCAAUAAAUGAAGUUGAACUGCUGCAAGGCCUGGUGAGCAGGAGCCUAGGCAGUGCCCUUGGGCAGCAGGUCAACAGUGUCGCCAUUGAACAAGAAGGAGGAGUUGGCCCCAUAUCUCUCCCUAGACGGGCAGAAACUUUUGGAGGAUUUGACAGUCAUCAGAUGAACGCCUCCAAGGGUGGAGAGAGGGACGAAGGCGACGAUGCUCAGGACCUUCGGAGAACAGAAUCAGACAGCAUUUUAAAGAAGGGUGGAAAUGCUAAUCUUAUGUUCAUGUUGAAAAGGAAUAAUGAGCAGGUUCUCCAAAGCAUUACCAACCUCCAUAAGCUGCUCAGUGCUUUGCAGGCUGUGGUGCUGCAGCAGGACACCUUCAUCGAGGACCAGAAGCUGGCUCUGAGCGAGAGAGCGCUGACGCGGAGCCUCUCCCGGCCGAACUCCUUGAUAGAGCAGGAGAAGCAGCGCAAUCUGGAGAAGCAGCGCCAGGAGCUAGCCAACCUGCAGAAGCAGCAGGCGCAGCACCAGGAGGAGAAGCGGAGGCGAGAGAAGGAGUGGGAAGCCCGAGAGAAAGAGCUGACGGAGCAGGAGGCCCACCUGGCCCAGCGAGAGGAGCAAGUCCAGAGAGGGCGUCAGGAUCUCGAACGGGAGCGGGACGAGCUGCAGGUGAAGAAAGCUUCCUACCAGCUCGACUUGGAGAGGCUUCGUACAGCACAAAAACAGCUGGAGAGGGAAAAGGAGCAGCUCAAGAGAGACAUGGAGCGAUUACCUCAAACGCGGUUAGAGCCUGACCACAACCAGGUUUCAAAUCUACAUGACAAACUUGCAAGAAUCCCCUCCCUGCCCAACACCGACGAUUCCUCCAAGCAGAAAAGCCCUUCCCUUCCCAAACAGGGGCACUUUGAUGCAGAACUGUCUGUCUCCCCCAAAAGGAAUAGUCUUUCAAGGACACACAAAGAGAAAAGCACUUUCCAUUUGCUCAGCACAACAAACCAGACUAACAAGGCUGCUGAAGGACAGCCCCAGAUGCCCACCCGCCUCUUCAGUUUAGCCAAACCAAAGGAGAAAAAAGAAAAGAAGAAAAAGGGCAAAGGACAUCGCUCCCAACCAUCUGCUUGCUUUGCUCUGAGGCGGAUAGUUCCCUGCGUCAGCGCAUCUGCUGUCAAAGAUUCUCACUCGUCAGAAGCCCCGCCAGAGGGUGAGGAGAUUUUUUGCUGAGCACCAGUGCCAGAUCUGCAGGAGUACACCUCACCCCCGCUGCGCUGCGGCCAGACCCCCCUGGGGCCGAAGCCCACGGCUGUUCCUCUGCCCAGCGGUCUCGCUCAGCUUUGGUACAGUGGACAUCUUCCUGCCCACUCCGCAGCGUGCUUCUGGUGCCUACAUCCGACAAGCUACCCAGGGGGUUUAAAUAAAACAUGUUGUAAAGGUCUGUAAGUUGUGGGAAAAGGCCUCUCUCUCUCCUUUGGUUUUGCAUGAAUUCUCACUGCGGAGGCUGACUGCACUGCAACUAGUGCCACCUUUCUGUGCAAACCUUGAUUUAAAUCGGUUGGGAUGAGAGAACAUAGCCUUAAGGGGUCUGUGCCUUCAAAUUCCCCUUUUCUGGGGAACAUAACCAAAACCAAGCAUUUAGCAAAAGAUUAGGAUUCUACGAAUGGUGCACACUGGCAUAUAUAGAUAUACUGUAUAUAUACAUAUAUCUAUAUAUAUAUACAUAUAUGUAUCUAUGUAUCCCCUGGGAUAUGCUUACAGUCUGUCCAGCCAAGCCUAGCUCGGCCAGUGGGGAUAGAUGAUACCUGAUGACUUUCAGGGAGCACGUAGAUAUUAAAUAUCUUGCCCUUACUACUCAGAUUGUAACUCCA
This is a messenger RNA of Rhea pennata, 5402 nucleotides long. RefSeq names its product A-kinase anchoring protein 13 (gene AKAP13). Gene Ontology annotation, cellular component: membrane; actin cytoskeleton. Gene Ontology annotation, molecular function: MAP kinase scaffold activity; guanyl-nucleotide exchange factor activity. Lineage: Eukaryota; Metazoa; Chordata; Aves; Rheiformes; Rheidae. The transcript is spliced from 33 exons. The record is from RefSeq and is a predicted model, not a curated record. The coding region runs from base 238 to 4761 and encodes 1507 amino acids. Gene Ontology annotation, biological process: positive regulation of canonical NF-kappaB signal transduction; regulation of Rho protein signal transduction; adrenergic receptor signaling pathway.